This is a messenger RNA of Tigriopus californicus, 1681 nucleotides long. RefSeq lists its product as uncharacterized. Lineage: Eukaryota; Metazoa; Arthropoda; Copepoda; Harpacticoida; Harpacticidae. The transcript has 7 exons. Bases 252 to 1484 code for a protein of 410 amino acids. The record is from RefSeq and is a predicted model, not a curated record.
ACUGAAUUUAAGACAAAUUAAAGGCUAAGGCGUCGUUAGUGAUUCAUCAAUGUUCAAGCAACUAGGCCUUCCUUCAUCUAGUGUAAUUGCUAUCUUUUGAUACUUGAUAUUAUCAUGACAGGAAUGCCAGCUCCGCUAGAGAUAAGGCAUACCCUACUCAUUGAAACUCCUAUUCAGCCAAAUAGUUUAACCCCAUUGUGAGCAACAACUUGUCUUGGAAUCGGAGAAAGAGUGAAAGUGGUUCGAUCAAGAUGAGACUCACACUACCUGGGACGACAGUUCUGGCGACCAGCAUUGUCCUAAUUUGUUUGUGCCACUCAGUCGUUUUGGCGCAAGAGGGACCAGGGUUGAGUGAAACCCCUCAAACUCGUGCCGCUGUGGAGGAGAACACAGGGGACACAAAUAAUUCGAGCACAAUUGCUCCAAGCAAUGAGACUUCAGGUUCAAGUCAGAUGAGUUCGGAGGCAACUACCAUCCUCCCCACCACAUUAACGCCGAACACCACGGGUAAUGACACAUCUAGCACGAACGAAACGUUAACUGAGUCCCCUCCCAUCGAACUCACCACGCCCAUUCCUUCGAUCGAAACGGACGCCCAUGCUCUCCAAGUAGUUGGUAACAAUGAGACGGAGGAGGCUGAGGCGAAUGAUUUCAGUCUGAAGGUGAAUGGGACCAUCAAUGGAACUAGACUAGAAGAAGAGGAUGAUGAUUGGUCGUUAAAUGGGACGGAAUUUGGCUCCGGGAAUUUUAGCACUGAGGACGAAGGGCAUUUGGUUGAGCACAUUCUCUCGGUGGGUGAUGGGUCCAAUGAGAUUUUGGAUAAUUCGAAUGCAUCAAACGAUUCCGCGUCUUCCACACCUGUUAACGAUAAUCUCAUACAGGAGCCUCCUCCAUCGAUUGAUUAUCAGACCCAAAUCUACAUCGUAUCAGGGACUUUGGGCGGGAUCCUGCUCCUUCUAAUCAUCUUGGUUCUGGCCUUGGCUCUAUCAGUUGCCAAAUUGAAGGACCAACUAGAAAAGCGACAAAAGAGCUAUCUAGUCGAUGAUAAUAAUAUCAACCACAACCCAGAUGCAGCAGGAUUGGGUCGAGAUCAAAUCCAUGCCUACGACAACUCAGCCUUUACAGGCGUAGGCGACGCUACAGAAAUGCAAGAAAGGAGUGUCGAUGCAAAAAUGGAAAUCGCUCGACGAGGUUACACAGUCUACAAUGGAAACUCUCAUGAAAACAGUUAUGCAGAUCCGGCCGACCUGCGGUUCGAGCACGAGAAUCGCCUGGAGAUGAAAGUGCCUGCCAAGAACCCCGCGGAAUCCAGUCAUGACGAAUGCGAUGAGGCUUCGGAUCCUCAUGCAGAUUUGUCAUCCCGCGAACAACGUUGGCUUUCUCGUGCACAAGCCGCACACAACAUGUCCACUCGGAGAAACAAGCACUCCUCACUUCUUUGUUGCAUGGCACUCAAAUCGCUUGAUAGAAGAAUCACUCCCUGAUCAGCAAGUAGCUUCUAGUUUCAAAAAAUAUUAAUGGUCGUUUGCGAGUGACAACAAAGAUUGACGCGACAAUGAAAGGGAAUUCUGAACUACUGAAAUACGGGAAAGUGAAGUUUGAAUGGGUAUUAAAAGGUGUAAAAUCUAGAUUUGGUCUUAUUCGGGGUAAAUGUUUGAUUUUAUUAUGUAGGUGUGAAACA